AUGGAAAAUGACCCCAACAAGAAAGAAUCUAAGGGUAAGAGAAUACUGAAGAAGGCCUUGCGCAGAUCGAGCAAGUCCAGCAACAACAGCCAAGGCUCCGCUACGGACAGCGUCGCCGUCACGCGAUCGAAAAGUGAAAAUAAACGGCUCUCGAUCGAGAUCAACGAUAGCGCGCCGCUGCCCACGCCCGACGGGACCAAGCGGGCAACCGACGCUAAUAGCGCGGGUUCAAAGCUCAAGGCGGAAAAUAGAACUAGGCCGUCCAAGCUGUCCGUCGAUCGCAACGGCGCACCCCGGGACUCGAAGCUGGAGAAGGUCGUCGAGAUACAGGAGGAACGAAACGUCUCGUAUCCCCCAGACGAGACCGGCACCUCCGCAGAUGCCAAAGCGAAGGCCUCUCCGCGAGUCGAGGACCGUCGACCGCUGGAAUCGGACAAGAAGAGCCUAAAGAGGAAGUUGGAGGAGGAGAGCGGCGCCGGAACGAGCGGCGCAAGUACGGGCGCGUCCGACACUGACGCCGACGACAAGGAUCCCAGCAAGGACAAAAAGAAAAAGAACAGAUGCGCCGUCUGCCGCAAGAAGGUCGGACUCACAGGGUUCGAGUGCCGCUGCGGUGGGCUAUUCUGCGCGGUGCACCGAUACAGCGACAAGCACGAGUGCUCCUUCGACUACCGGGAGUUGGGCGCGCAAGAGAUCCGCCGCAACAACCCCGUCGUCGUAUCGCAGAAGAUACACAAGAUAUGA
Messenger RNA from Leptosia nina, 744 nucleotides. The record is from the annotation of a GenBank genome assembly. NCBI's taxonomy places the organism in Eukaryota, Metazoa, Arthropoda, Insecta, Lepidoptera, Pieridae.